AUGGUCGAAAAGAAGGAAGAUCCAAACGGUCAUGCCGACGAAAAUGGUAUUCAACCCAGCGUUUCUAAUACACAUGGCCAGUCUGAGAUCCUCAAGUCGACCCAAGAUGGAGUCCUCGACGAGGCAGCGACAUUUCUCGCUAAUGCUGAUGCAUUCCCGCCCAUGACACCCGAGAUGGAGAAACGAAUCGUUAAGAAGAUCGAUGCUUGGAUGAUUCCCUUGGUAUGGCUCCUGGAGGUCUCUGUUCAACUACAUGACAUCAAUCUGAUGAUUGAGAACUCACAGCUCCUCUUCACCGCAACCCUCGGCGCAGUCGACAAAGUCCAAAUGGGAACGGCGUCUCUUUACGGAUUCCAGACAGACAACAAUUUUGUUGGUCAACAGUAUAGCUGGCUUGGAAGCGUUCUCCCUCUAGGUGUGAGUGAAGACCAUCGAAUUACUCUGACUCGAGUUAUCUUCGCGUACUUCUCCUCGGUUUUCAACGGCUUCUUCGCCUGGCUCGUAGGCAAGAUCCCAGAUUCAGCCCCUCUCCUGAAGUGGCAGUAUCUGUACCUCAUUACCGGAACCAUCAACGUCCUCUAUUCAAUCUUCAUCUGGUUCACGCUACCAGAUAGCCCGAUGAACGCCCGCUUCCUGACCGACGAAGAGAAGUACCAUGCGACGAAACGUCUUGCAGCCAACCGCACGGGCAUCUCCAACAAGGUCUGGAAGUGGGACCAGGUAUGGGAGGCCCUUUUAGACAUCAAAAUUUGGAUCAUUUUCGUCUUCAACAUCUUCAUCAAUAUCCCGAACGGCGGUCUCGUCAACUUUGGAAGCAUCAUUAUCAACAAUCUUGGCUUCACUUCGCUCGAGGCGAGCUUGCUAACCAUGCCGUUUGGCGUUCUCGCUACGUCUAGUGCAUGGGCCUUUAGCUAUCUUGCCGCGAGGUGGCAUAAUCGAAGGACGUUGGUGGCGUGUAUCGCUCUCAUGCUGCCAAUCUUGGGCACUGGAUUGGUACAUGGCUUCCCGAGGUCGAAUGUUCCAGCACAAAUGGUUGGACUGUACUUCAUGUACUUCUAUUGGCCUCCUUACGUCGUCGGGAUCUCGCUUCCACAGGCCAACACAGCGGGUCAGACGAAAAAAGCAGUCUGCUUCAGUCUGGUACAAGUUGGCUACGCAGCCGGCAACUUGAUUGGACCCCAAACCUUCCGAGCCGAACAAGCACCUCAAUAUUCGGGAGCCAUUAUCGCGAUGCUGACCAGCUAUGCUGUAUCUGUGUUGCUGAUGCUUUCAUAUUGGCUUGUCGCUGCCUGGGAGAACAAGAGGCGAGACAAGAAGUACGGCAAACCUCAAGAACUGCAGGAAGGAACCGUUGAUGGAUUCGUUGAUAUUACGGAUAAGGAGCAGAAAGACUUCAGAUACACAACCUAA
Molecule: messenger RNA, 1410 nt
Organism: Colletotrichum fioriniae
Lineage: Eukaryota; Fungi; Ascomycota; Sordariomycetes; Glomerellales; Glomerellaceae
Source: RefSeq, a predicted model, not a curated record